Aspergillus niger is the source of this 1653-nucleotide messenger RNA. RefSeq lists its product as uncharacterized. The transcript is spliced from 6 exons. The record is from RefSeq and is a predicted model, not a curated record. The coding region runs from base 1 to 1653 and encodes 550 amino acids. NCBI's taxonomy places the organism in Eukaryota, Fungi, Ascomycota, Eurotiomycetes, Eurotiales, Aspergillaceae. Gene Ontology annotation, biological process: xenobiotic detoxification by transmembrane export across the plasma membrane. Gene Ontology annotation, molecular function: fluconazole transmembrane transporter activity.
AUGAAAGAACUAAUAAGAGACACAGCCUUUGGGAAGCUCGUCCGAAUCUUGAGCGGUCGGCGGCUCUUGCUGUACCCUGAAGAACGAGACCUGGAAUUAUCCUUCAUGCAAGAACCGCCUGAUGUCGCGGCUAAAGAGGAGGUCGCUUUGCCAGAAAUUACUCGCAAUGAAAGCAUCAUUGUGCCCAAUAGAUUGGAAACUAUCAUGUCUCAGGCGUCUUACCGGUCACACCGAGGAUCCUGGCCGGUACCUGCUCCUCAAGACAAAAGGCCUAUAAUCGUAGGGUGGAGACCAGGUGAUAGUGAGAAUCCGCAAAACUGGAGUACUGUCAAAAAGUUCCUAGUCAGCUGCCUAGUAUGGAUCUUGACUUUUGCAAUCUACAUCGGCUCGGCUAUCUACUCACCAGGCAUUCCCGAUGUAGCGGAACAAUUUGGAGUCAGCAAUGUAGCUGCCACUCUGGGCCUUACACUGUUCGUGCUAGGCUAUGGCAUCGGCCCCAUGAUAUGGUCGCCUCUUUCUGAGCUUCCCAUGGUUGGAAGAAGUCCAAUCUACGUGCUGACGCUUUUCGUGUUUGUAUUCCUCAACUUCGCAGUCGUAUAUGCGAAAAAUUUUGGGAUGUUACUGGCAUUUCGCUUUCUGACUGGAUUAAUCGGCUCGCCAGCCCUAGCAACCGGGGGCGCUUCAAUGGCAGAUCUAUGGAGCCCCAGGGCUCGCGACUAUAUGAUCGUCAUAUGGGGUGCAUUUGCCAUCGCCGCACCAGUUCUUGGGCCCCUGGUUGGUGGAUUUGCUUCAUCUGCCAAUGGUUGGACGUGGACAAUCUGGCAGUUGAUCUGGGUCUCUGGGCUUGCUCUUGUUUUACUAUUUUUCUUGUUGCCGGAGACUUAUGGUCCAAACAUUCUUUAUCGUCGCGCACGGCGGAUGCGCCAAUUGAGCAAGUUAGAUGUUUACUCCGAGGCCGAGCUUGAGCUUCGCCAAAUUCCAUCUACGGAUAUCGUGUAUGAAGCUCUAGUUCGUCCAUUCCAAUUGUGCUUUCUAGAGCCAAUAGUUCUCGUCAUGAACGUCUACAUCUCCCUCGUUUACGGUAUCCUCUACAUAUGGUUCGAGGCUUUCCCUAUCGUCUUUCAGGAAAUUCAUGGAUUCAAUUCGGGUGAAAGCGGAAUGUCGUUCCUAGGAGUUAUAACAGGUACUGUAGCUUUUGCUAUCCCGGGCUACUUCACAUGGAAAUACUUCUACCAGUCGAAGCUGCUUGGGGACAGCGACGAGUCAUUCCCACCAGAAUAUGAGCUACCUCCAGCCUGUGUAGGCAGCAUCUGCUUACCCAUCUCUCUAUUUUGGUUUGGAUGGACCGGUAACUUCGAGUCUGUUCACUGGAUAGCCCCGAUUGCUGCUGCGGCGCUAUUCUCAGUGGGUGGAUGCUUGAUCUUUAACCCGAUAUUUUGCUACCUGGCCCGUGCCUAUCCAAGGUAUGCAGCAUCGGUGCUUGCCGGCAACGACUUCAUGCGUUCGUCGUUUGGAGCCGGCUUUCCCUUGUUCGCAGCUGCUAUGUUUCAUCAUCUUGGGGUAGGUUGGGCUUCAUUGUUACUUCCUGUCUAUCCCGCCCCUCCUUAUACCCCUCCUGUGGGCUUUGAUGGCAUCUUGGUUUUUGUCCUGUGA